AUGGCGAUGGUUGUGCAAAAAGAAAGCGCUCGCUUCCAGGAAUACCAGAUCAUCGGGCGCCAUCUGCCCUCAGAGGCCAACCCAGCCCCCAAGAUCUACCGCAUGCGUAUUUUUGCGCCCAACGAGGUUGUCGCCAAGUCACGGUUCUGGUACUUCCUUGGUAAGCUCCGCAAGAUCAAGAAGGCCAACGGUGAGAUCGUCUCCGUCAACCAGAUCCACGAGAAGCGCCCCCAGAAGGUCAAGAACUUCGGUAUCUGGAUCAGGUACGACUCGCGCUCCGGUACCCACAACAUGUACAAGGAGUACCGUGAGAUGUCCCGUGUCGCCGCUGUCGAUGCUCUCUACCAGGAUAUGGCCGCCCGUCACCGAUCUCGUUUCAGGUCGGUACAGAUCCUCAAGGUUGUUGAGAUUGAGAAGACCGACGAUGUCCGCCGACCAUACAUCAAGCAGCUCCUCGUCAAGAACCUCAAGUUCCCCCUCCCCCACCGCAUCAACAAGAAGGCCGGCAAGAAGAUCUUCUCCUCCACCAGGCCAUCCACUUUCUUCUAA
Molecule: messenger RNA, 549 nt
Organism: Plenodomus lingam JN3
Lineage: Eukaryota; Fungi; Ascomycota; Dothideomycetes; Pleosporales; Leptosphaeriaceae
Source: RefSeq, a predicted model, not a curated record